UAUAGAGGUUUUUGAUCGAGAUACAAGACGUCUUUAAAUAUCGCAAUAUGUCGGACUAUUUGGAAAUAUUUUUAGAAUACGUGUAGUUGUUAUUAAAUAAAGGAUAUAUUAUUGUAAUAUAAAUGUAAUGGAAUAUACUUGACAAGAAUUAUAAAGUGAUCAAUAAAGAGAGUUGAAUUGAAGAUAUGUAUUGUUGGCCGUUCGUCUUGUGUGUUUACUGUAAAAAUAUACGUGACAGGCACCGCACGAAGUGGUGCUUCUGUCCGAGUGCGCAUUGGACUAAAUAACAUUUCACGAAUCGCCAGGGGUAUCCUGCGCGUCGUGAUAUUUGUAAAUAUUUGUUAUUGAAUUGAAAGGCAAGAUGGAUCAAAGAGUGCAAUGUCCCGUUUGUACUCUGUAUCUGCACAGUGGGAUGUCUUUGGAGUCUCACUUGGAUACACAUCCUAAAGAUCAAGUGAUUAAAGCCCUUUGCAGUUUGUCUGCAAAAAAUGUUGGUAGCAGAACACCAACACCUUCGACUUCAGAACGUUCGUUCAGAAGUAGAACACCUGCUACCGAUGACAGUGUCAGAUGGUCGUCAUCUCGCCGUAGUGCAGAAAGUGGUUACUGGAGGAGAACACCUAGUAGAAAUAAAUCAUCCUCAUCAUCCAAUAUUUCACGGAAUGUUACACCUGAUAUAAGAAUUGGCGGGAUAAAUUUUGACAAUAAUGGUGUCAGCAGUUGUGGAGAAUUUUCUGAAUGUGCAGUGAAAUCAACCAAGUCAGCUCCAGUAUAUUCCAACAAUAUGGAACCACCUCAACCCGAUUUUAACCCACAGUUUCCAUUCUAUCCUGAUAGUCAAGAUGAUCCGGAGAUAAAAUAUUCACGGAGUUCAGAUUAUAACAUAGUAGACAAUAGUAACCCACUUUUUGCAUAUAACCUCCCUGUUAUGGGGCCUACUAUGAAAAUACCACCAACUAUGUUAACACCUCAUACGAAAAGAGCGAAUAAUAUUGUUAAAUUGCUCCCAAAGCAAAAUAACAUGUUAGUAAAAAAUUUAGGAGGGCUUCGAUACAUAACUCCGAAUGUUAAACCAUAUCCUGUAAUGAUGUCUGCUGCUCCAUCUUUUAUGCAAAAGAAUGUUCAAACCAAUAUGAUGAUGUCUGGCAAUAUACCUGUUCCUGACAUGUUAGAUCCAAAAGCUGGAGGAUCAUUGUCUAAUCAACUCAAUCAAAUGUCGGCUGACAGUCUUUCCUCUGGUACAACUGUGGUCACACAAAAUUCUCAAAUAAUUUAUAGGGAGAUGGUGCACAAUAUGGAUGGCAAACCAUACAUCACAAACAUGCCUCAUAUGUUGAGCACACAGGAAAAUAUGGCACAGAGUAGUUCAAUGUAUCAGAAUGUGAUGGUUGUAGAUCAAUUUGGUAAUACUUCAUGUAUGUAUAACACUCCACCACCCCUAAUACCUAAGCCUUGUAAUCCACCCAUUUUCAGUAAUAAUUUGGCCCAUUUACCAAAUGCAAUAGAUAAAUCCAUACCUAAUAUAGUAAAUGAUGUGAAUAAAACUUUGAUUAUUGAAGUAAGCCCAAUGUUGUCAACAAAUGAAGUAGAAAUUCCCAAAACUAGUGCAGAUACAUUGUCCCUACCUUCAGAGAGUAAUUCCCAGAAAGCUGUAGAAAUAGAAACAUCCGACUUGAAAACAUCAACUCCAGGGUCUUGUAAGGGAUUAAAAAUUCUAAGCAACAUUAAAGUUGAAGUACCUGUACAGCAUCAUAAAAACAUGAUCAAUACAGUCAUGGAUUUAACAGGACCUGGAGAUUCUGGGUACAUCCAGCGUCCAUCUUCACCAGAAAAGAUUUUACCAGAUUUAGAUGAAAAGCAUUCUAACAUAACAGACGACUGCAAUCAGCCAUCAAAUUCGAGCGGGGAAAAUGUAGUCCCACAUAGUUUUUCCGUGAUAAAGAAUGUUGGCAAUCCUCAAACAUCUAAAGAUUUUUCAGUGAAACAAAACGCUGUAAAAAUUGACAUAGAAUUUUCAGACAGUUGUCCUGUGCCUGAUCUUAUAUGUAAUGAAAAACCUUCUAUUUCACCUUGUAGUGAAUUAUUAGACCAUGGAGAAAAUUCCAUGGAUCGUUGCUCACCAAUAACUAAAAGUGAACCAUCACCUAAAUCAGAGCACUGUUCUAAAGAUGAACCAGAAACUGAUUAUAAUGUACCUGCGAAAAGAAAAGCCUCAAUUAAUAUUGAUUCAUUUUCACCUAAAACAGAAUCAAUAUCAAAGCAAGAACAUACUAUGAAAAAUGGUAUUCAAUCACCUAAACCCCAACCUUCUGCAGUGCCCAGUGAAUUGGUGUUUUUAAAAUUUUUACCGUGUGGAGCAUUAAUUUUUUUUUUAGUUUUACCCUGUGUAUUACAGAUGUAUCCAGAGGUGACACCAGCUGAACCCUAUGAUUUAAUAGCGCGGGAAAGUUGGGUUUCUGAUGGUUCGGACAUCGACACAUCAGAGAAAAGGGAUAAUUUGGAGGAAGACGCGUUAUUCACAAAGACACGGCUGCACACCUGCUCGCAGUGUGGCUUGAAGUUCCCCACUCUUAAGGAGUUACGUUCGCACUGCAAUGCCUCAUACUCACACAGUCGGGUUGUUACCUCCAGAGCGAUUAAAAAGGAAGAAAAACCUGAUGAAGGCGUACUGGCAGGAAAUCUUCUGUACGACUCGAAGGAAUCGGUCGCGACGACGAUGCUGCAAGCAUACGACACGCUCGCAGAGUCGAAGCCGGAGCUGCGAGCUCUUAUAAAACGCGAGAAGAAGAAGAAAAGGAACUUUGUGUGUCCCACGUGCAAGGUGGACCAAGGGAACGAUGUAGACUUCAACAAUCAUCUCAAAAUACAUCCGUUGGAGUGUCACACGUGCGGCAAAUGUUUCUUCAGACGGGCCAACCUGGCGCUGCAUAUAAAGACACAUCUGGGGAUAAAGAAUUAUAAGUGCGAGAUAUGCCAGAAGCGUUUCAUAACCCGGCAGAAGCUGAACGAGCACCGCAACGUGCACACGGGCCACGCGCCCGUCAAGUGCACCGUCUGCGACGACACCUUCCGGCGGUACUCCAACAUGGUGCAGCACAGGGACCGGCACCACCUGAACAAGAAGGCGAAGGUGCGCGACUACAUCUGCCAGUGCGGCGCCGUGUUCCACUCGCGCGCCAAGCUGCACUGGCACCGCGAGACGCACGACGAGCGGCCCAAGGCGUGCGCGUACUGCAGCGACAAGUUCGUGCACGCGGCGUCGCUCACGCGCCACGUGCGCCGCACACACAACGAGUACUACCUGUCCGACAAGCUCAAGGGCAAGGUGGACAACGUCACGUGCCCCGUAUGCAAGCAGGUGUACCUGCGCACAAACCUGCGCGCGCACCUGCUGACGCACAGCGGCAAGCGGCCCUACCACUGCAUCAUAUGCAACAAGGCCUUCACCACCAAGUGGAACCUCAAGCUGCACCGCUGGACGCACAUGAGCCGCUCGGCGAAGCCCUACAAGUGCAACCUGUGCAAGGGCGCCUUCGUCAGGCACACCGAGUACGUAGCGCACAUGAACGCGCACAAGUCCGUCCGCCCGUACACCUGCAACUACUGCGGCUGCCAGUUCAUAAGGAAGUACAAUUGCCAGCGGCACGUGCGCGAGCACGAAAUGGCCAAGAAGUACGUGUGCAAAGUGCCCGAGUGCGGCAAGUCGUUCCACCGGAGCUACUACCUGUCCGAGCACAUGAAGGUGCACAGCGGCGUGCGCCCGUUCGCCUGCAACAUUUGCGGGAAGACGUCUAGCAAUAAGUCGAACCAUAACAAACACGUGAAGAUACAUCACGCGCGGGAGCCGAUCGCCACCGAGGCCUAGUGUUGCCAGCGCGCUCCGUAUCUCCGGAUCGCCCAACGUACAUAUCUCGACUGCUAAGCGGCAACACCGGCGGGUCGCUCUGUAAAUAGUUAGUUAAAUUUUAAAUUUCUAUCUUGUAAAUACAGGACCAAGUGUGUAAAUGUUUUUUGUUUAUGUUCGAUUGCACGGCAGGACUUCACAUACAGUACCUCAGUAAUGUUAUUUUUUUAAUUAUGGUAACAACGUGUAAAUAGACAAUACAAACCAAUAAAACUACAGGAGUUGUUUACGUGCCAUCUCUCGAUCACUUUAUUCUGUCGUGCGCGGUUGUGCAAGGGUGCCUUGGCUUGCCACGCAUAUGACGAUAAUUGCAUUUGUAAUCAAUAAAAAAAUACCAUCUAGUGUAACUCAGAUAGUAGUUUUACAAAGUCAAUACAAUACAAUAAUUUCUAUGAAAAGUAACAAUUUGAAACAAUUUAUCUCUCUUUAUACACAUAAGUUAUAGAAAUUAAUUACAUACAUUUUGUAAUUGUGACACUUAAAAAUGUAGUAUUAAAAUUCAGAUAUCGUCAUAUUACAGCAGUCAAGAGCAACCCUUGCGCUGCCGUUAAAUUGUAUAAUAAGUAUUUAGGGAAAUUACUAAUGGGCAUUUCGGUAAAGGUACCCCGCUUAUAUUAUUUAAUUCGUUAGCUUUAAUUAAACUAAUUUUUGGCGGUAAGAUAUAUAUAUAUAUUUUUUUUUGUUAUAACAAUGUGUGCAAUCAUUGUGCACCUUGCACAUUGUUGGAUUUACAUUUCUAAUUCAAUGACAGCAGUGUGCAUUGUUAUUGUGUUAAAAUUCAGCAUUUAUAUGCUCUGAGAAAGAGAGAUAUAUUAGAUUCAAAAAAUUUCCCAUUUAUAAAGCAUUUCAAUGCUAUAAAACUAAAAAUUAAAAAAAAAAUCCCAAGAGUCAUACAGUUAUAAGCAACCGAAGGGUCUUUUUAAGUUUGAUCGUUUUUUUGGGAUCGUCAUAGUAGUUAAAGAAAUGAUAUGAAUGCAAAAUUUAAUUGCUUAAUGCUCAAUUUGAUUUGGAUUAAUUUUCAAAAAAAAAAAACCGCUUCCUUUCCAUGUGUAAAAAGCGGUUAAACACAAUAACAAUGCAUUGAGUGUGAAUAAUGACCUCUGAAAAUGACAGCAAUUAAUAGAACCUAAAUAUUUGACAUACAUAUUGGAAUAUUUGAUCUGUGAUAUGAUUUUUAUUUUGACAUUGAUUGCAAUUUCAAAUUAUUUAUGUUUCGUUCGGAAGUUUAAUAGAUAGGAUGUCUAUUUGAAGCACCAAUUACUUUUAUGGAAAAAAGUAAAUUUAUAUGAUUUUUCUAUUAAUGAACUUGUCUUUUUUUACAUUUUCUAUGCCUGCGUAACAUAUUUAUUACUAUAUGUACUAUAAACUGAUUGAUUUAAAAACACAUAUUUUGUCUGUACUAGACAUGUUUUGUUUGCUAAAAGUCAAAUGUUGUAAUAUGAUAAUUUAUUUUACAUACAAUGUUUCUGAGAAUAAUUUUCGGUUUGAAGUUAAUUAUAUAAGUUCAUUGACCUUCAUUCACAUAAUGGGUAGUCAUUUAUUAAAAUUAAUUAGUUUUUUCACAAUGUUCGAGCUAAGGACUAAAUAGAGUAUUCGGAAUAAAUUACCAAAUGAGUUUUCGUUAUGUUUUAAUUUUUCAGUAGUUAGAAAGGUGCAAGAAUCUAGAAUACAUAAGAAUUAAGAAGUAAUAUGUCUUAUGUAUUAACAUAUUAUCACCUAGUGCCUAUUUUGUUAGGUAUAACCUUCGAUAUUAUAAUUAAUAGAAUCCAAAUGUGGUUUCCUCUUACAUUGUGAAAUGAUUUUAAUAAAAAAAUGAUAAUUUUAAUUUCAAUAUAUUCAGUACUCUAAUCUGUUGUACACGGUAACUAUUUCAACUUGUAUAAUUUAUAAUUUUGUAUAUUUAUAAAAUUAUUUUUUAAACUUGUAUAAUUUAUACAGUUAUAAACCUCACAACUUUUAAAUAUGUGUUAAUAAUAACGACGUGUUAAAUAGGCUAUCUGGGAAUUUAUCAGCUAGGUUUAAACUCGCUCAAAAUCUUUCGAAAGUCUAAAAAUAAAACCGUCUGUCAUUUUACAGAGUGAAUAAAUUCUUGUAUUAUCUAGAUUUAAUUUUAUUUAUGUACUUUUUUUAUUAGAAUAUUUAGAAUAAUUUUUACUUAUCUUACAUUUGCAAUGGAUUAUAAUAUUUUCUUGUCUUUUUUUGUUUCACAUAUUUUUCAAAUUAAAGUACCUGUAUGAUUUUUAAUACGUAAUUACAAAUUAUUAUACUUUGGCGCGUUCUUUCAACGUCAGAUAGUUCUAGGAAAUAUUUGAAUUUUCUAGAAUGAGGGGGAACUUUUUUCUAUAGGGAUGAAAUACUAAGGUAUUUUGAAAUUUUGUCUGAACGUUGAAAAAACAGUCAUAUACUUUGGUCGUUAUGUACAAAUGCAAGUCUUCCUCGGGUUGACGUCAUUAAGUAAUAUAAAAAAUGAAUAUAAGUAUUUUUAGAAAAUUUCUUAGCGACCUAUUUCGACUUCUUCCGAUGGUCACAUAAUUUAAAUCGAUCGAUUCUAAUUUUUUAUACUAAAAGAACAUUAUGGUUGUCUCUUUCAGUGACUUGUCUUUUUUUUUUCAUUUGAUUGGUAUUUGGUUGGGUCUGGCAGUAGUGGAGAUCCGUAGUAGCGAAAUUAAAGCUAGAUUUAUGCUAGAACUGACCUUAACGUCACUGCCAAUUAUUAAAUAAAAAAAAUAAAUAAUUCAUUUCAUAUCACAUAAUGGCAUUAUGCUCCUUAUAAGUAAAAUGAAACAGUUACAAAGAUUGUAAUGAACGUAAAAGUUUUUGUUUAUAUGUUGUUUGUGACGGAAAAUGUUUAUUUUACAUGAUGAUAACUAUUGUUACGUUUAAUUAAAUAGACACUAUAAAAUCAAUAUAAAAAAGCAUUGCCACUGGAUUAAAUCAAAACUAAACUCAAACAUAUUCUUAAUAUUUAUUAUCAUACUUGUUUUAAUAUAUAACUGAAAAGACUGUGUUUGUGACGCCAAUUAGUUCGAAAAGUAUACUGUGAUUAUUAAAAAAAAAAUCAUCAACUUUAUUUUGUUUUAAAUAACACGCGUGCAAUCUACAAGUUGUUAAUAUUGUUACUAAUUCAAAUAUCGAACAUGGAUCAGAGACAUGAAAGCAGAAUUUUAGUGGAAAAAAAAAAUUGUUGGGUCUCUAGUCCAUGGUGGAUGUUCGAAUACGAAAGUAAUAUGUACAAAUUGUUGUGUGUUUUGUGAAGGAAUCACACCAGCUGUGUUCAUUUAAGGAUUGUAUUUAAAUUAUUUGCGUAUAAUUUAAUGCAUAUAAAACAAUGAUCUCGUAUUUCAAAACAACAAGUUUCACGUUUUGAUUUUGUUUUUUUUUUUGUAAAUUAGCUGUAUUUUGGUCUGACAAGCAUUCGAUGUGGAUGAAGAAAAACGCGGGAAAGUUCAAUUUUCAUAGGUUAUAUAGUGCACAACAUCUAAGCGUGUUUGAAGCAAUAAGUUAUAUAAACACUAUAAAAUGAAAGUCUAUCGUCCUUAAUAUCGAUCGAAUGACAUCGUAUGCGACAUCGAUUGUUUGUUGGCCUUUUCUACUCGGUUAAUAGAAGAAAUUGGUUAUUUAUUUUACAUUAAGGUAAUUUGUAAAUAUUCUUUUAGGAUAUAUUUUGUAAUGUGGGUCGUACACCAAAAUACAGUUCAUGCGGGGUCACUGAACUGGACUGUUAGUGUCAGCAAUAAAUUUAAAGUAAGACAUUAUAAA
Messenger RNA from Zerene cesonia (dogface butterfly), 7663 nucleotides. RefSeq names its product zinc finger protein 26. The transcript has 8 exons. Bases 362 to 3865 code for a protein of 1167 amino acids. The record is from RefSeq and is a predicted model, not a curated record. Lineage: Eukaryota; Metazoa; Arthropoda; Insecta; Lepidoptera; Pieridae.